Messenger RNA from Trichomycterus rosablanca, 1372 nucleotides. RefSeq names its product ceramide-1-phosphate transfer protein (gene cptp). Lineage: Eukaryota; Metazoa; Chordata; Actinopteri; Siluriformes; Trichomycteridae. Bases 43 to 678 code for a protein of 211 amino acids. Gene Ontology annotation, biological process: intermembrane lipid transfer. The record is from RefSeq and is a predicted model, not a curated record. The transcript is spliced from 2 exons. Gene Ontology annotation, cellular component: cytoplasm. Gene Ontology annotation, molecular function: lipid transfer activity.
AACGAACUGCUUCACCUGCUCAGGUAACUAGAAUAACUAGAAAUGGCAGAUUCUUUCAGUCUGCAGAAAGUGAUGGACUCGUUUAAGUCCUGUCUCAGUGACAACAAGGAGAUCAACAUCAAGUUUUAUAUAGCAGGGUGGAACGAGCUGGUCAGCUUCAUGAACAGCCUAGGAAAUGUCUUCUCCUUCAUCUCUAAAGAUGCAGUCGCCAAAAUCCAGAUUAUGGAGAACUUACUAGCUGGUGAAAAUGGGACACACUAUCUCACCGCUCAAUCCAUGGUGAAGUUUGAGCUGGACAAUAAGCUGGUGGAUCUUACCAAAAGGGGUAGCUACCCAGAGUCAGGCUGCCGUACCUUGCUGAGGUUGCAUCGUGCCUUGCGCUGGCUCCAGCUCUUUCUGGAGCGUCUUCGCACCAGCACGGCAGAGAGCAGAACCUCUGUCAUGUGCUCCGAGGCUUAUAAUGAAUCCCUGGCACAGUAUCACCCUUGGAUCAUUCGGAAAGCGGCUGAGAUGGCGUUGUACGCUCUGCCUGGCCGCGACACCUUUUUUGAAGUGAUGAAUGCAGGCAGCCAGGAACAGGUGAUUGCAUUGUUGACUGAAGCCUUACCUAUCAUCUGUGAAGUCUAUCAGAUCACAGAGGCCCUGUAUGCAACAAACAACCUGCUCAGUUUACCUUGAUAAGGUUGUGUUAUAAGGUUUACUGGUUGAUAGCUCAUUUUCUCUGAAGAAUAGUUAAUCUGUGAUGUGUUUUUUAAAAGCCUUGUAAUAUAAAUACCUCAGAAGUACAUUUAAAAAAUAUUAUGAUGUUAAAAAAUCAAUCAGUAUGAUUUAUGAGGUAUUAAAGACACAAACACAGUCACAAAUACAUGGACAUAAAUGGCAACACAUGUCCAAAACAUCCAAUAUGCACAGUUGUACAUACAUCUGUGCCAUCUGAGCACCUCUUCAUUUUACUUUUGUUUUUAAUUUAAUUCCAGUUCGUAUAUCCACUUCCUUUAAAUGUAUGUAGGCAUAAACAUAUAUUUAUGGCUUUGGCACAUCUUUUUAGCACCCAGCCAUCAUUCAGGCACACGGUGGUUCCUUGGUUUAAGCCGGAUGUUUACUGACCCAUGUCAAGAGUCUGAAACACUAUUUAAAAAAACUAUGCAGCAGAGCUGUCAUUGUGACCAAGGUUUCGACCAUUUCUGUCUCAGUAAUAUUUUGGUGUUCUUGUUAUCUUGUUUAAAACUAAUGUCAACUCUGCUCAGCAUUUUUAGACAUGGUACCAAGCAUGGUAAAUGGACGAAAGCAUUUUUGCUGCCUAAUUUUAUUAUGCAGUAUACCUGCAAUAUGCUCCUUUACUUACUUGUUUUUCUUUAAUUUAUUACCUUUC